GGAGCACAUGCGGAUACCACAACCACUUGAGAUUCCACAUCAACAACAUUAAAUACGAUGCAGUUUGGAGGUCCAGUUGUGGGAUACUUUGUGAAUGUGAGGUUCAGGCACUGGGCGAGGCGGAAUUAGACUUGAAGCCUUGGCAGAUGAGGAUCGUCUCAUUCGCUGACCCUUUCAAGGUCCGAUGACAUCGUCUGCACGGCUCAGGACCGGUGGCUUUGCUUUCUUACCACCAGUGCCACAAAACUCCUCAUUUGCUUAUCUCUGAAGCCCGAAAUUAUCCUUCUCCCACCUUCUCAUAUAAUACCCUUUUUUUUUUACUGGUUAUAUACGCCUGUUCUGUCCCCAGGCCGAAUGAUCGCAUCCCUUCCGCUCCCCCCUAAUCUCGCGCAUACCAAACCGAAUUCUCGAAUACUAUCCUUCCACGAUGGGCUUGUGCGGGCGUCAGACGGUUGUCCGGCGCAAGAUGGUGCUGCUAGGCGACGGUGCUUGUGGCAAGACUUCGGCCUUGAACGUUUUUACCAGAGGGUUCUUCCCAACAGUAUAUGAACCCACUGUUUUCGAGAACUAUGUCCACGACAUCUUCGUCGACAAUGUACACGUCGAAUUAUCGCUAUGGGAUACAGCCGGCCAGGAGGAAUUUGACCGAUUGCGUGCGCUAUCAUACGAGGACACACAUGUGAUUAUGCUUUGUUUUAGCGUUGAUAGCCCGGAUUCGUUCGAAAACGUCGCAAGUAAAUGGGUCGACGAGAUAUCAGAGAACUGUCCCGGCGUGAAGAUGGUCCUCACGGCGCUCAAGUGUGACUUGAGAAAGGACGAGUACGAGAACCCCAACCCGAACGCAAUUGCAUACGAGCAAGGCCUAGCAAAGGCAAAGGAAAUCGGUGCCGUGAAAUAUUUGGAAUGUUCCGCCGUUCAGAAUCGCGGUAUCAUGGAGACUUUCUACGAAGCAGCUAAGGUUGCUCUUGAAGUGAAAGCCCAAGGGUCGAACGGAUCCAAGGAAGGAUGUGUCAUCCUGUAAACGCGUCGCUCGUUUUGAUUUUCGGCUUCUUUAACGGUUUCAACCACUUGUCCGUAUACCCAUUCGAUUUGUUUCUUGUUGCAUCCUCAGGUGUGUCCAGCACGAGCUCUAAACGCCCAGAGCUUGCUGCAACUGACAUUUUUGACUCUUUAUUACUUCGUCAGCCCUUCAGCCUAUUUGCUUGGCUAUUUUGCUUUUCUUUCUCUUCUAUAUAUAUACUUCUUAUGAAUCCCUUUUUCUAAUCAUGUACGCUUAAUGCCCUGGAGAAGAACAACUAGCCCAGCUUGGAUCGGACGACUCUCGUUACACAUGCUCUGUUCAAUUGGAUCUUUUAGGGUCUGGUAUCUGGUUUCUGGGCUAGAAGAGUAGAAGACAGGGAGGACCGGGUUUGUUUUAUUAUGUUUGCUAGACUUGCGCACUUGUACUAUCUGCCAAUGAUGACUCUAAUUUUGGUUUUCCAGUUCCAAGCUACACAUCUCAUCAUCUAGCUCAUCUAUACAAAUACGUCC
This is a messenger RNA of Aspergillus alliaceus, 1530 nucleotides long. RefSeq names its product Rho family GTPase RHO3 (gene rho3). The record is from RefSeq and is a predicted model, not a curated record. The transcript is spliced from 8 exons. Lineage: Eukaryota; Fungi; Ascomycota; Eurotiomycetes; Eurotiales; Aspergillaceae. Gene Ontology annotation, biological process: small GTPase-mediated signal transduction. Bases 428 to 1021 code for a protein of 197 amino acids. Gene Ontology annotation, molecular function: GTPase activity; GTP binding.